Peniophora sp. CBMAI 1063 is the source of this 912-nucleotide messenger RNA. NCBI's taxonomy places the organism in Eukaryota, Fungi, Basidiomycota, Agaricomycetes, Russulales, Peniophoraceae. The record is from the annotation of a GenBank genome assembly.
AUGGCCAUCCGACGCGCUGACGGCCGUACGCCGCGCGAGCUGCGGCCCGUGAGCAUUACCUGGGAGAAAUUGGCUCGGGCAGACGGAAGCGCGCGUUUCGCGUUCGGCCCCACAGACGUCCCACCCGCCCGCGAACACCCCGCCCGCGCAUAUCUCGACGUCCAAGCCCGACCCAUAUCCGGCGUCCCAGGCCCCUCAUCCCGUGCGCUAGCGAAUACGAUCAAAGGAUGCCUGAGCGCGAGUCUGGAGUUGGGGAGGUACCCGCGGACGAUGGUGCAGGUUGUCGUUCAGAGUCUUAGCUCUGACUCGGUGACAAUUGGAUCUGCAAGGGAGGAUGACGAUGUGGAGGAAGGGGAAGGAGUGGAAGCGGGGAAGAAGAGGAAGAGGUGGUCAGGCGAAUACGCGCCCGCACACGCCGCAUCUCUCAACGCCGCCUCCUGCGCGUCCCUCAACGCAGGUUCGGUAUCAUCGACCGGAACACUCUGUGCCAUUUCUCUCUCACGCACACAGUCCUGCGCACUGUACGUCGAUCCUACGCCGGAAGAAUGGACCGACGCAGAAGCGAGAGGGUGGUUCGUGUUCCUCGUUACGCGCGAUGAGGUCGAGGAUGAGAGUAGCGGGAGCGAUGAGGAUGAGGAUGGGCUGAGGUGUAGGGCUGUGUGGCAGAGCUGGACUGUAGCUGGUGGAGGAGAGGUCGAGAAUGGGGAAGUCGAGGAGGCGAGGGAUGUUGCGGAGGAAGGCGCCAAGGCCGUUUGGCAUGCGAUGAGGAGGGCUGUCGCGGAGACAUAUGGGGAGAUCCUGGCGAUACCUGUCAAUAAUGAGGGAAAAGACGUCAGGAUGGGAAGUAGUGGGGAGAGUACGGGCAGCGAAGGAAGUGAAAGCGAGGACGACGAGGAGAAAAUGGAGAUAUGA